Molecule: messenger RNA, 1380 nt
Organism: Raphanus sativus (radish)
Lineage: Eukaryota; Viridiplantae; Streptophyta; Magnoliopsida; Brassicales; Brassicaceae
Exons: 1
Coding region: 1-1380 (459 amino acids)
Molecular function (GO): nucleic acid binding; RNA-DNA hybrid ribonuclease activity
Source: RefSeq, a predicted model, not a curated record
AUGGCAGCAAGACCGCUUCUGAUAUCAGGCCUCCGAAAGACUAUCGGGGCAGGUCAAAACACAUGUGUUUGGACGGAGCCGUGGAUUCCAGAUAUUGAUGCCCGCCCGCCGAGACCGGCAGAACGAGUUACUUAUAGAGACCCAAAACUCCUUGUCCACUCCUUCAUUAGGCGGGAUAUAAGGGAUUGGGAUACUAACCUUUUACUUGAUUAUUUUCACCCAGAGGACAUCCCACUGAUACUCAAACUGCGACCUAGCAAUACAUGGUCAAUGGAUGGGUAUGCAUGGAACUAUACGAAAUCGGGCGUGUACUCGGUGAAAUCAGGAUACGCUCGACUACAGAAGAUUAAAAUGUGUGAAGCUGAAGAUCAGGUUUUACAACCAAGCAUCACUGGUUUACAGAGCCAUGAGUGGAGUAUCCCGGCUCCGGGAAAAAUGAAACACUUUAUGUGGCAAGCUUUGACAGGAUGUAUUGCUACGACUGAAAGGCUUGCAUGUAGACACCUGAGCACUGAUAGGAGCUGUCCUAGAUGCGGUGACUCUGAGGAAACUAUUAAUCACUUGCUUUUUGAAUGCCCCCCGGCACUUCAGGUGUGGGCUCUAUCGGACUAUCCGUCCCUUCCAGGUUACUUCCCGAGUACUUCUGUUUAUCAAAACAUGAACCUCCUGUUUAGGAGGAAGAGAAACGUGGCCUAUAUGGAACCACUUAUUGAGACCUUCCCAUGGAUCUUAUGGUACAUUUGGAAGGCACGCAACGAGAAAGUUUUCAAUGGAAAGGAAAUCUCACCAGGUGACACCUUGCAGCUAGCUUCUAUAGAAGCUGAAUGCUGGAGAAAGGCAAAUUUACCGGAGGAUGGAGAGGAGGAUGAGCUACAACCAGCACCGUCGCGAGUUUCGACUCUCCCUGUGAACCCUCAAUGCCCGACCUGUCAAAUUGAUGCCUCAUGGGUUGAUAAUGGCACGGUUAGUGGGCUAGGGUGGUUCUAUAAGGAUCAAAUGGGAGUCGAAAGAUUUGGUUUACAAGGAUGCCGGAAGAGCUUAUCAGCUCUCCAUGCAGAGAUGGAAGGACUCAUAUGGGCCUUAUUUUGUCUACGAGAAGUACAAUGUACUGUGAUCCAUAUGGAGACGGACUGCUCCGACCUGGUGGAUAUGAUUGCCAACCCGACUGAUUGGCCGGCCUUUGCCUCCGAGUUAGCCUCCUUCCGUCUUCUACGAGCCGGCUUCCAGGAUUUCAGCAUCGCCCAUAUACCCAGGGCUAGGAAUGUGCGUGCAGACUCUCUCGCUGAGGCGAGAAACAGCGGUGUUCUUUUUUCCCAUAUAGAUCAGAUCCAGCCGGACAGAGCGUCUCUUAGGAACGCCUCAAGACCGACUACCACUUGA